AUUCAAGAGGCAGGAGAAAGCUCAGUAAACGCGGGCCUUCGUGAGCUCACGGAGGAGACUGGAUAUGUCGCAACAGAGACUUUAUUCAGUUCCACUGGCCGACAAGCCAGUAUGCCUUCACGACUUAAUGAUGCAGUACAGCAUGUUGUCGUUGAAAUCGAUAGAGACAUAGGAAAUAACUCAAAUCCACAACAAUAUCUUGACGAUGCUGAGAAUGUCGAGGUGGUUCUCAUCGAUGAGUCAAAACUGCUGACGACGAUACAGUUGCUAGAAAAGGAACUCGAUAUCGCCAGCAAUGUCUACGCAUUUGCUUUGGGUUAUACUAUGAGGAAUUUGUAG
Cooperia oncophora is the source of this 339-nucleotide messenger RNA. Lineage: Eukaryota; Metazoa; Nematoda; Chromadorea; Rhabditida; Trichostrongylidae. The record is from the annotation of a GenBank genome assembly.